Molecule: messenger RNA, 639 nt
Organism: Medioppia subpectinata
Lineage: Eukaryota; Metazoa; Arthropoda; Arachnida; Sarcoptiformes; Oppiidae
Source: the annotation of a GenBank genome assembly
GGCAAAACACCCGACGCCAGGGCUCGCACUUAUCAGACCAUCGCUAAAGAGGCGGCCAUUACUCAAGAAGAGGCCGAAUUACGUAAAAAACUUCUCGAGAAAUCAAAAUCAGGCGAAUUGAAAGCCGUAUCGCCGAAGUCGAGUAAAAGGCGCCGUUGGGAUCAGCCGCAGACCGGCGACACUGCCGAUGAACCCACCGCUAAGAAGAAGUCCAGUUGGGACUACGCAGAGGCGGCCACACCCGGCGCUCCCGGGAUGUGGGAUCAGACUCCCGGACGUGUUCUCUCGGACGACGCCCGCAGCGCACCCGAAGUGUGGGAUCCGACGCCAAUGCAUCCGUCGACUACACCCCUAACCCCUGGUCACGAAACUCCUGGUCUUAAGUCUAGUGUUCGGCGCAAUCGAUGGGACGAAACACCGAAAACCGAAAGGGGAGAGACUCCCGGACACGCCUCCGGUUGGGCGGAGACCCCACGUGCGGACAGAGGCGCCGAACUUAUUCAGGACACUCCCACUCCCGGAGCGUCAAAACGGAGGUCGCGAUGGGAUGAGACGCCGGCCGCUGGCGGUUCAAUGACACCGGCGACGCCUUCAAUGAUGACUCCAUCGAUGACUCCCAUAUGUGGCUCGCCACGGUGA